Spea bombifrons (plains spadefoot toad) is the source of this 4095-nucleotide messenger RNA. RefSeq names its product tetratricopeptide repeat protein 41-like. Lineage: Eukaryota; Metazoa; Chordata; Amphibia; Anura; Pelobatidae. The coding region runs from base 32 to 3952 and encodes 1306 amino acids. The record is from RefSeq and is a predicted model, not a curated record. The transcript is spliced from 15 exons. Gene Ontology annotation, molecular function: protein binding; ATP hydrolysis activity. Gene Ontology annotation, cellular component: Cul4-RING E3 ubiquitin ligase complex.
UUGCAACUCUAGAAGGACUCAUACUCUCAUCAUGACGCAGGUGUUCAUUGAGGAGCAAAAAGACAGCUAUUAUUAUUUUACCCAUAGGCCACAUAUUCGACCUUAUGUAUGUUCAACAGUAAAAGAUUUCCAAGAAGAAAGAAACUAUUUGGCACAUCAUGUAUUCCCUCAGCUCAAUAAUUUCUCUGUAUCUCGAGGGACGUCCUUCAAACCAAUUGACAUGAGGUGGACAUUAGAAGAAAGCACAGAUGUUAAGUCUGCUGUCCUCGAGCAGUCUCACUUAGUGUCUUCUAUGCAGCUGAAACUUCGUCUUGAUUACAUUAACAGUUCAUCGCCUUUCUUUAUAUGCCUACUUGGCCAUACCUAUGGGGAAUAUGUUCCAGAGACUGAAAAUGGCCGUCUAGCUGUUGUUUCUGAUGUCCCAGAUUUUAGAUCGUUAUCAAGAGUAGAGCAAAAUCUCAUUGUGGCAGCAAAGAAUGGUUACCGCUGGGUUCUAGAAGAAGAUCACAGUCACCGUAGUUUGACAGAGUUGGAAAUCAUCCAAGCUGUAUUCUUACAAGAUACAAAAUUUCAUUACUUCUACUUCAGAGAUUAUAAUUUUAUUGACCAAGAACUACAAAAAGCCAAUGGGAAUGAGAAGAAAGCCUCCAUGUCUACAUGCACAGCUGCAAAUGAGCACGAAGAAACAAAAAUAUGGGAACUGAAAACAAGAAUUGUGGACAGAGGGUUACCUGUAAAGUUCUUUAAAACAAAAGAGGAACUGGGGCAAUUGGUGCUUAAAGAUUGGUGUGAUGUAAUAGAAAAAGUGUAUCCUCUCAGUGCCGUUCCUGCUAACCUAGGUCAUGAAUACAGUCUUGCUCAAGCUUACCACGAAGCUUUUGCCGAAGGUCUUUGUAAAGGUUUUGUGUCCAAUGAACAACUGACAAAACUGCUUACAAUUCUGGAUACGUUUGCUUUCAGUGCUCUGAGAAAGGAACAGUCUCCUUAUUUGAUCACAUCUGAGGAUAUCUCUGAUGUUCGCUUUUUCAACGGUGCUUCAUCAAGAUCACCAUCAGCAGCAGAACUGAAGAAGUCCAUUCUUUUGCUUCAAGGCGUUCGAGGCUGCGGAAAGUCGACUCUGGUUGCUAAAUGGCUCUGCUUGUUUAGGAAGUAUGAUCCGGACGUAACGGUAAUCCCUUACUUUGCUGGAAGUAAUGGAAGGAGGAAUGACAUCAUCUCUUUUAUGCGGCAUUGCAUUACACAGCUUCAGGGUGAAUACUUUGGUACUGACAGUCAAGAUGCUUGUUCUGGCGAGAAUAUUACUGAUGGGUUUGAGUUCCCGCUGGUUGUAGAGGCUUUUCUGGCGUCCAUUGCGCUGAAACCAUGUGUGCUACUUUUGGAUGGAAUCGAUGAACUUUCUGGAAUUCGUGGGUUAGCGGCAGAGCAAGCAAAAGGUUUCACAUGGCUACCAGUGAACCUUCCUCGACAUUGCAAAAUCAUUAUGACUACCAACAAAUCCCACCUGUCCUACAAAUAUAUGAAGGAACGUAUAGAUGUGCAGAUGAUUGAGCUGGAGGCACUGAGCGGUGACGUUGGACUAGAGAUCAUUAAGAAGCAGUUAGCGAUAUCAGAUAAACAAAUUGCCCCGGAUCAGCUGGAAAGCAUUGUUAACAAGAAAGGAAAAAUAACUCCUCUCCAACUUGCAGUCCUGGCAAGUGAGCUUUGCCUGUACUCGCAAUACAUGUUUGAAUCCAGUUCGGUUGAUGAUUACCUCGAUGCUCUCACCACAGAACAGAUGUGGUCUUUUCUGAUAGAGCGGUGGGUCAAAGACUACAGCUGGACAUAUGAAAAACCCAAAAAGAAGAAAAAAGCUAAUCAAAUUUUAGCGAAUACAGCAUUGGCAGAAAUGAAAGGCUGGGUGGUAGAUGUCUUGUGUUUGCUGAGUAUCUCACGGUGUGGUCUGGGUGAUGACGAUAUCCUUCAGCUUUUGAAAAACAUGGGAUACCAAGAUCAUUUUGAAGUCACUUCAAUACACUGGGCUGCCUUUCGUUCAGCAGCUUCUAAAUGGAUCGAGGAGAAACCCGAUGGAUUGCUGCACUUCUGUCAUCAAUCUUGUCGUUAUGCUGUUGAUCACUUAUUUCUUGGUAUAACUAUGCCAGUUAGCUAUAGCCUGGAUAAUUAUUUCCAGAAUACCAUGAACCAUAAGAGAAAACGUUAUCACCAACUUCUUAUUAAGUACUUCCAGCAGAUGGAUUUAUCAAGACGGGUUUUUGAAGAAGUUUCUUGGCACCUAAAGAUGAUUGGCAACCUAAGUGAGAUGUAUAGAUUUCUUACAAACGCAAGAACUUUAGAUUUAGUGUACAGAAGCACAAGGGUUGGUUACGAGAUGAAGAUGGACCUUAUUCGUUCCUGGAAGUUUCUCCUUGCAUCUGGGAAUGACCCAGCUGUGGAAUGUGAAAAGAUGAUGGACAGCAGGAGAGCUAUGAAUGAAGAUAUUAGUGAGAUGGCGGAAUAUGGUAGUGUCAUCUGCUUUGCUGCCCAGUGCCUUAAGGAUAUUGGAAAGACUAAUCAAGCAGAGGAAAUACUGUCAUUUCUUGAAAGUCACCUGGAAAAAUGUACAUUGGAUAAGAAAAGUACAGAGGUUCUCAUGCGGACACAGAAGUCUAUUGCAGACCUAUAUCGAGACAGUGGAUCAUGGCCAAAAGCAUCUAUGUACUAUCAGAAGGCUUUGCAGGGAUUUCAAGGUUUCACUCCGGAGGACUUAGAAAAUAAUGAGCAGCUACUAAAACUGCAAGGUAGGUUGAAGUGUCAUUUAGCUCUUUCAAAUGCCAUACAGUUCUCAGGGCAACUCCGGCAAGCUCUUGAAGAUGCCAUCAGCCAUUUCCAACUGUUUUCUCCUGAUCCUUAUGAGCAAGCGGUACUGCAACUCUGCCAAGGUCUCUACAAGUUUUCAGUAGGGAACUUCUCUGAGUCGGAAAAACAUCUGUGUGAAAGCUACAAUAUCAGAUGCAAUCUGCAUGGAAAGAGGCACGUUCUAACAGGUGAAGUGCAGGAAUAUCUAGCAGAUUUAAAAAGCCAUCCGAGAAAUGACACAUAUUCCCACAGAUUACAAGCACUCGAAAUCUACAAAGAAGUGAUAAGUAUAAAAGAAUCUGCUGAAGAAUUGUCACAAUCAGUGGAAAUCAAAGACAAUCUCAAACUAAGCCUGAGCACUACAUUAUUUAAAUCAGGAAUCCUAUUAUGUCAGGCGGAUUUCAGAGGAUGUAAGGAGGCCAUUGGAAUUCUGCAAAGGUCCCUCGACCUGAGAACAAGGAUCUUAGGCCUUGAUCAUCCUUUGAGUCGUGAAGUUCAGUGCUGUCUUAAGAAGGUGAAAUACGUUGUAAGAUGUGGCAAAGGACAGUUUAAAUGUGAAAGAUCACCCUGUGUUAUGGAAAAUAUAUAUACUCUGGACGAUGGAAGACUUUCAAACAUUUCACCGCCUACAUACCAUCAUGAUAUGGAAUUUCACAGAACAAACCCAGAAGCCCUAAAUUCUUCCACUGAAAGGAACUCAAAUGAGAUAUUAACGCACAGUAAAUGGCGAGCAAAGACAGCACCGACAACUGUCUUGGAAAAGAGGAAACUGCUGGGUACCCAGGUUUUGUCCAAUCAAGGGGACAGUAACUCAGGAGAGGACGGAUGUGGCAAACUUGCCCCAGUAUCUCCAAUAACAGCAUUCAAAGGAAAAAGGCUUGGUCCAUUACCUUCUCGUGCAAAAAGCGCCCCUGUGUCACACCCUACGACUGUGUGUCAGACGGUAAUAUCUGGUCCUCUAAGCUCCAUUACAGCAUUGGAUACAUUUAGCAGCCCUGUCUCAAGGUCAAAAGAGCACAGAUUAACCCACAAAUCUGCAUGGUACCAUGUGCCUGGCCGAUACCCAACACUUCACACACCCUAUCCACCCAAAAGACAUCAAAUUCCAGAUUGGGUGUGAGUCCACAGGGUUAUUCGAUUUAGGAGAAUAAACAAUGUUUUAAAUCAUUUAUAACUGAUACAGCAUCUUGUGUAGUUAUAGAGGAAUUGAGUUGUUUGAAUAAAUGUCUAAAAAAAAAGUAAACUUAAUCAUAUUGUCACUCA